This is a messenger RNA of Hemicordylus capensis (graceful crag lizard), 5705 nucleotides long. RefSeq names its product WW and C2 domain containing 1 (gene WWC1). The record is from RefSeq and is a predicted model, not a curated record. The coding region runs from base 538 to 3891 and encodes 1117 amino acids. Lineage: Eukaryota; Metazoa; Chordata; Lepidosauria; Squamata; Cordylidae. Gene Ontology annotation, cellular component: cytoplasm. Gene Ontology annotation, molecular function: molecular adaptor activity; kinase binding. The transcript has 23 exons. Gene Ontology annotation, biological process: cell migration; regulation of DNA-templated transcription; regulation of hippo signaling.
GUAUCACGGGGUGGGGGUAAAAAAGGAAGGGACGAACGAACCUAGGAGUCGGCAGGCAGGCUUAGCAUUGCAAGCGUCUCAGCCGCAGGAGUGAACAGAGAGAGAGCUUGCCUAGCAGCCACGCAAGCUUCGAAGGGAAAGCAAAGCGCGGAGAACUAGGUGGGCUCUGUCCCUUUAAGGGCCAGCGGCAUUGCUUCGUAGCCUCUCGUGCUGUCUGCCGCUGAAAUAAGAGGAGGCGAUGGAUCGGUGAAGGGGAGGCGCCGCUGGGCAGGUUGUUCCUUGCCGCUCCGAGUGCCGGCUCAGCCCCGCUCGGCUCUAGCCUUGCCUGCAACACCUGGACGACGGAUCCCGCGCCCCCUACCUCCCGCCCGCCCGAGGAUGUGAGUCUGCCGCCCCAUCUGCUGCGCCUCCUUCUUGCCACGCUGCCCGCCGCGGCCCCUCGCCCCAGCCCGCCGUGCCAGCUGCCGGGCUGGGCGGGGGGUUGCUGAGCUCUUUGCAUGGGGCCGCCGGCUUCGUCCCGUCCCGCUGACGGAGAAGAUGCCGAGGCAGGAGCUGCCUUUGCCCGAGGGCUGGGAGGAAGCUCGCGACUACGACGGCAAAGUGUAUUACAUCGACCACGCCACCAAAACCACCAGCUGGGUCGACCCGCGGGACAGGUUUACUAAACCACUAACCUUUGCUGACUGCAUAAGUGAUGAAUUACCUUUGGGAUGGGAAGAGGCAUAUGACCCUCAGGUUGGAGUCUAUUAUAUCGACCACAACACUAAAACAACCCAGAUAGAGGAUCCUCGAGUACAAUGGCGUCGGGAGCAGGAACACAUGCUGAAGGACUAUCUUGUGUUGGCACAAGAAGCACUGACUGCUCAGAAGGAGAUCUACCAGGUUAAGCAACAGAGACUUGAACUGGCACAGCAGGAAUACAAGCAGCUUCACGAUGUCUGGGAACACAAGCUGGGAUCUCAGACUAGCUUAGUUUCCAGUUCUUCAUCUAGCUCAAAGUAUGAUCCAGAAAUUCUGAAAGCUGAAAUUGCCACUACAAAAUCUAGGGUUAAUAAACUUAAGAGAGAAGUAGCUCACAUGAGACAGGAGCUCCAAUACAAGGAACUUGGUUUUCAAACGCUGAAGAAAAUUGAUAUGAAAAUGGCUGAUACCCAAGGUGGAUAUAAACUUGAUGAAGCUCAAGCCAUACUAAGUGAAAUGAAGGCUAUCAAGAAGGCCAUCACUUCAGGGGAGAAAGAAAAGCAAGACCUUAUUGAGAGCCUAGCCAAACUGAAAGCUAAUUUUGUAAUGGACAGAGAAUCACCUUUAGAUUUGUGGGCCAGCAACACAUCCUUGGAAGGUUCCAACAUCUUGUUACCCAGGCAGUAUCUGGAUGCCAGCUCCCAAACAGAUGAUUCUGGAAAUUUUAUUGUGAGCACUAAUAAUCAAUUGGCUGAGAAGGUGAGACUGCGCCUCCAAUAUGAAGAGGCUAAGCGAAGAAUAGCAAAUUUAAAGAUCCAGUUGGCUAAACUGGAUAGUGAAGCCUGGCCUGGUGUACUAGAUUCUGAACGAGACAGAUUGAUGCUAAUAAAUGAGAAGGAGGAACUUCUGAAGGAAAUGCGGUUCAUUAGCCCAAGAAAAUGGACUCAGAGUGAAGUGGAAAGACUGGAAAUGGAAAGAAAACGUUUAGAGGAAGAUCUUCAGGCUGCAAGAGAUACACAGAGCAAAGCUCUAACAGAAAGAUUGAAAUUAAAUAGCAAAAGAAACCAGCUGGUUCGAGAACUGGAGGAAGCAACCCGAUUAGUGGCAAGGUUGCACAUGCAGUUGAAAAACCUGUCCUCUAGUAUGCUUUCUUUGUCGUCUGGUAGCAGUCCCAGCUCUCUAGCAUCUAGCAGAGGAUCUCUGGUUACUUCCAGCCAAGAUUCUUCCACCUCAGCCAGUUUUACUGAUCUGUACUAUGAACAGCUUCAACAGCUGGACUCUGACUAUCAGAACAAAAUGGAUCUCUUGCUCUUGGAAAGAGCAACUGGCUUUCGACCUUCGGGAUGCAUCACUACUAUCCAUGAAAAUGAAGUGGUGAAAUCUCAGAAAACUGAUGCUGCUAACCGUUUGCAGGCUCUGAGGUCCUUGUCUGGGACUCCCAAAUCGUUGACAUCUUUGUCUCCAAGGUCAUCUCUUUCUUCCCCUUCACCACCUUGUUCUCCACUAGUAAUGGACCCAUUCUUCACAGGAGAUGCUUUUAUGGGUCAUAUAGACUUCGAAGAUAUAGAAAUAAACAACAGUAUAUCUGAACUUGAUCUAAACACAGGAAGUGACAGGAAAUACAAAAUGGAAGACUCUAGAGCUGGGGAUAAACAUCCUGAUCAAGAUAUAAACACAGUUGCAGGAGCUGCACUGAAGGUAGCCUGUGUAUCUGCUGCUGUAUCAGAUGAGUCAGUUGCAGGAGAUAGUGGAGUGUAUGAAGCAUCUGUGCAAAGGCCCCCUGUGUUGGAAGGUGUUGUGUUUGACAGUGGUGAUCCAGAAGCAGCCAGCACUGCUAGAGUUCAGAUUUCAACGAAGUAUGAUGACAAAAAUAAACAAUUUGCAAUAUUAGUAGCCCAGCUGAACAAUGUGCCUAUUCUCCUACCACAACAAGACCUGAAAGUGAACAUUCGUGUGGCUGUUCUUCCCUGUUCUGAAAGUACAAGUUGUUUGUUCCGUACAAGACUCAUGGAGGCUUCAGACAAUCUCGUAUUCAAUGAAUUAUUUUGCAUUGUGAUCUCUUACUCUGUUUUACGCCAGAAGACGUUAAGGGUUGAUGUCUGCGCUGUGGAUAAGUGCCAUCUUGAAGAGUGCUUGGGAGGAGCACAAAUUAGUCUUGCUGAGACUUGUAGAUCUGGAGAGAGGUCAACACGCUGGUACAACCUCCUCAGUUAUAAAUACCUGCAGAGGCAAAGCAGUAGAGAUAAGCAAGAGGAUGUCUAUUCUAAGCUACCCUGCAAUGAGAAAAUGGACUCUGUAUCGGCACUAUUGGAACAGACUGCUGUUGAACUAGAAGCUGUGGAGAAAAAGCUAGAAGAUAGCAGAAGCACUUUAGUUAUUGGUGAAAAUUGGCAAGAUGAGGAAGAUGCUGAGCACAAUGGCAACAGUGAAAAUGAAAUAGAAGAGGAAGAAGAAUGUUAUAGUGGCAGUACAGGCUGGGAAACAGAAGAGAACCCAUCUUCUUUAGCACUGGCUGAAUCAGCAGCCAUCAAGGUGGAUAAAGAGACCAACACAGAAAACUUUUCCCAAUCUUCCACGGUAGUUCGUCCAAAAGAUAAAAGAACACCUAAUCCUCUGCGAACUCCUCUUGUUCGAGGCAGUACCAUAAUCCGUUCCAAAACCUUUUCUCCAGGACCGCAGAGCCAGUAUGUGUGUCGGUUAAAUCGCAGUGAUAGUGAUAGUUCAACACUGUCUAAGAAACCAUCCUUUGUUCGGAAUGCUGUCGAAAGGCGAAGUGUCAGGAUGAAAAAGACUUCUGUUAAAACAAGUGGAGCUGAGCGUCUAAUCCGUACAUCUCUGGACUUAGAACUGGACUUGCAGGCUUCAAAGACCUGGCACAAUCAGCUGGUUGAAGAGAUCUUUGUUCUAAAGCAGCUGAAGGAACAGUUAGAACAAGCUCAAAGUCAUGGAGAAAAGGAACUGCCUCAGUGCAUAAAGGAGGAUGAACAAUUUCGGACACUAAUGAGGCUGGUGGAAAAACGGACGGAAAAAGACGAAUGUAAGUGUGAACUGAAGACUGAUAAAAUGAUGAGGGCAGCUGCUAAGGAUGUGCAUCGCCUACGGGGACAAAGUCGAAAGGAGCCCUUGGAGGUACAGUCAUUCAAAGAGAAAAUGGCAUUUUUCACCCGACCAAGGAUAAACAUUCCAGCUCUUUCUGCAGAUGAUGUUUAAUCUUUAUUUAAGUAUUUCUUUCUCCAACCACAUUGAAAAGUAUAAUAUGGUUUCACUAUAUUUAUUUAUGUGGUAUUAUAAAGGUACCAAGUCAUGUACAUUGAUGGCUUUAUCAGCAUUGUGUCCAGAUUUUUAGCUUUCUGCUUUCAUUGCAAAUGCCAGCAUUAAAAUAACAUGAUUAUAUAGUUUGUAUAUUUAGCAAUGUAUUUUUCAGAGAGAAUUUUUAAAUGUGAACAAAUACAGCUCAAGUGCUGUUUAAAUAUGAUUCCAUAUAGACACUUUGUACAGCUCUACUUUUUUAAAGAGGUUUUUCUGCAAUAACACUUGAAUCUGAAGGAGCAUCAGUCCUAUGGUUCUAAAAAUACAACCCAACUCUUAUAUAAUUAUCUUUUGGUAAUUUAAAUAUUUUUGUAAAAACAGAGGAUGAAAGAAGCCAUUAAUUCCCACCCACCCCCCCUUUGGAAAGAGCUGUGAAUGAGUGCUCUGCGAGCUAUGAAACACUUUCAUUUCCUUCUAGGUCAUCAAAAAUGGGUGUGGAGUUCAAAAUGCUUGCUCACUUUAAUUUUAAGAUUACUUCAGUUCUACUUGAUCUGUACAAAGUUCCAAAAGCCUGGUGAACCCUUUGCUACAGGGAGAGAGCUGCAAGGAACAUACAUCCAUAUUGGUCUCUUUGAUGGCUCGAGGGGAAGGGGGCAGGGAAGUCCUGACAAGUCAACAGUUGAAACUAUUUCCUAAUUCUACAAAUCUACAUUUGUUUAAUUGUAUUUCGAAGUGUUUUAAAAAAUAAAAUCCUCAUCUAAUCCCAUCACUUUAAGAAAAGCAACAAUAACUAACAAGCUUUUAAAAAUGAACCUUUUGUCCAUCAUUUAUCUAAAACUCUGAGCAGUCUUGUUUGCUGCUUUUUAAACUCUGAUCAUAGUAUGGUUUUCCUCUCAUUGAAUGGAAUUUUCCUCUUUGAAAAUGUCUACUGAACAACAUUCAACAAAACCUUUUCUAGAAAUAACGUAACUGUGUCUAUAUGCCAUUGUCUACCAUAUUAUCAUUAGUAUUUGUGUUUUUGUUUCCUCAUUGUCUGCUUUGGCUGGUAAUGUCUGUUAUACUUGAAUGUACACAUGAGCAUUCUCUUGCUUGCAAACUCUUGCACUCUUGUGUAAGUACAUGCGUGCGCACAUACACCCACACACCCUACCUACCUACCUACCUACCUGUUGAGGGAGAAUAUUCUGGGGCAAGCUGUCAACCUGGCAAGAGUCUUAGAUGCAUAUCCAUUCCUGUUUCCCUCACUGCAAGGAGAAAGUAUCGGACUACUGUUCUUGUUGAGCACCCAAUUUUUUAAAACACCAUUUUUUCUCAGGACAAUAUCAUACCAUGUCUGAAUAAAUGUGAUAAAAUCAAGAUCUCUUGUUUCUUUCUCCCUGCAGUAAGAGGGAGAGGUGUGUGAGAGCCUGAGACUUACACAGGACUGAGAAUUCUCCCUGGAAAAUAAUGCCUGAACCAAACUUCUUACUGCAUUACCACCACUAUUUGUGGUCUUCUGUAAUUGCUCUUUCCCCUGACUGUUGCCAACAUAAGAAUUUUGGUGACGUGGCUGGAGAACAAUGGCAACGGGAAUCAAAAGGCCUUGCAGGUCAGCAAACCAAGAUGCACCUUCAUGAGUAAAGCCAACAAGUGGUUUAAAACUGGGAAGCCUCUUGUGAUGUACAUAUUCCUUUUUCAUGUAUAAAACACUUUAAUAGGCAAGCACUAAGUGAUUGAGUUUAUACCUAUUUUAAAUUUUGUCAGGAUUAACAGAUUAAAAUUGCUAUAGAAAUUCA